Molecule: messenger RNA, 912 nt
Organism: Purpureocillium lilacinum
Lineage: Eukaryota; Fungi; Ascomycota; Sordariomycetes; Hypocreales; Ophiocordycipitaceae
Source: RefSeq, a predicted model, not a curated record
AUGUCUUACCGCGACAACGACAACGACAACACCAGCUCCGGCUACGGCAACACCGACAGCUACAGCUCCGGCCGCCGCAACGACGACAGCGGCUUCGGCUCGUCUGGCCGCGACAAUGAUAGCUACGGUUCCAGCGGCCGCACCGGUGGCGGCGACAGCUAUGGCUCCUCUGGCCGCACCGGUGGCAGCGACACUCUUGGCGGUUCGGGCGGCUCGUAUGGCUCCUCAGGCCGUACCGGUGGCGGCGACAGCUACGGCUCCUCGGGCCGCGACAACGACAGCUACGGCUCGUCUGGACGCACCACCGGCGGUGACAGCUAUGGCUCCUCCGGGCGCACUGGUGGCAGUGACACCCUAGGCGGCGGGUCCUACGGCUCGUCCCGCCGCGACGACGACGACUCGUACGGUUCGUCGGGUCGCACCACUGGCGGCGACUCGUAUGGCUCCUCCGGCCGCACUGGUGGCACCGGCACCUAUGGCUCCUCUGGCGGUGACGACUCGUACGGCUCCUCUGGCCGCACCGGUGGCAGCGACUCGUACGGUUCUUCUGGCCGUACCGGCGGCAGCGACACCCUCGGCGGCUCGGGUGGCUCCUACGGCUCGUCGCGCCGCGACGACGACAGCUACGGCUCCUCUGGCCGCACUGGCGGCACGGGCACCUACGGCUCGUCCGGCGGUGACGACUCGUAUGGCUCGUCGGGCCGCACCGGCGGCAGCGACACCUAUGGCUCCUCUGGCGGCGACACCUACGGCUCGUCGAGCAGCCGCCGCGACCGCGACGAUGACAACAACCGUGGCGGCGACAGCACCGUCGGCAAGCUCAUGGAGAAGGCCGGCGGCAUCCUCGGCAGCAGCAAGCUCGAGGAGCGCGGCCACCAGAAGCGCGAGGAGAGGGGCGGCAACGACUACUAA